This is a messenger RNA of Ostertagia ostertagi, 1665 nucleotides long. Lineage: Eukaryota; Metazoa; Nematoda; Chromadorea; Rhabditida; Trichostrongylidae. The record is from the annotation of a GenBank genome assembly.
AAAAUCGCCAAUUUGGAAGCUGAAGUCUCCCGCUUGAAAUCUGCCGCUUCAACGUCUUCUUCGGCCGAAACAAGUGCCUCUCCUGACGUAACAGCCAUGAAGGAUCGUCUUUCUGCACUGGAGCAGGAGAAUGCUAAGCUAAGCGAUGAUUUGACGACUAAAAUAGGAGAAUUCGAAGAGGUGAAAUUCCGCCUCAGCGCAAUGGCUCCGUCAUUCGAGAAAGCUCAGGCUCGUGUAGCCCAGUUGAACGCGGAAAAGAACGACUUACUGGCUCGCAUUGCGUCUCUGGAAGGCCAAAUCAGUGCAGUGUUAUCUGGAAACCAACCACGUCCAUCGCUCUCCUUGUCUGCUUCCUCUGUUAUGUCAGCUGGUUCAUUACCUGACAGCAUCACGACACGAGGAGCCGGCUGGGUGGAUAUGGUGCAGUGGCUAGAGAUGCACUGUCACCCAAAUCGUCCAAGACUCCUCAUUCGCACGUUCAUUAGCGUAGUCCCGUCGUCACCUGUCACGUAUUCGCUUGCAACAUCGUCUGCUGCUCGCAUAAGUCCUGGGCAGUCUCUGUUUGGCAAGUCUGCUCCAACCGCGGCUCCAAGCGUGAGCACUUCAACUGCAAACAGUUCCUCAGAGGGAAACAUUGGAUGUGCAUCAGUGAUAACCGAAGCAGAACAAAGCAGUCAGGUAAGUGGCAGUGGUGAAGUACGUAGAGAUGUCAACGACGAUGAUGGCGCUGGCCAUAAUGACUCUGCGGGAGAAUCGCGCGACAGCGGUAGUGGCAUGCCGGUGUCAUCAUCAGAUGGAAGGCGUAAACGCACUGCAACCAAUGAGUCAUCCAGCUGCGAGUCAAAGCGCCAUCGUGACAGCCCGAGUGAAGUGGUCACCAGCAGCGAAGAACGGCGUGAUCUUGACGUGAUUCCCGAAAGCGGAAUGGUAGCCGCUGCUGACAUGGAAGUAAUGGAUGUUCCAGAUGACGCUGAAGGCGAUGAGGACAUUGAAGUUCUUGAAGAAGGACAAGAAGACUCGGUACAACAUAUUGAAUUGCUCUCUGAUGAGGAUGUGUCUGAGCAAUCAAUGGAUGAUUUUGAUGAAGAUGAAGAUGACGGUGGAAUGGAAUCGGACGAAGAAAUAGAUAACGGAGAUUCUGCUGACGUCGUGCAGGUACUCUCUGAUGGAGAAGACGAUGCUGAAGAGAUAGGCGAAGUAGAGAUGGAAGAUGACCACGGUGAUGAUGAGCUUGACGACGGGGAUGGACUGGUUGUCGGUCAAGAUGAUGAAGCGUUGGCUGCUGAUGACAAUUCGCUCGAUGCACCGGCUCAUUCCGGUGAUUUUGUGGACGAUGAGGAUCGCGAAGCGGCAUCGGCUGUAGAAGAAGCUGAUGAUGAAGGCAGAACGGACACUGGUGGAUCUGCUGCACCUCAGACAGCUCGUCUACGUAUCCCAAUUGUUUACGGUGCUGAGGAUCAAUGCUCAAGCAGUAACGAAAGUGGAGCAGCUCAAUUUGCUGCACGACGUCGUCGCCCUAUUGGACUUUAUCAACCAGGAAUUCGUCACGUAGCCCCCAGCAGUGCGCAUCAGGAUAUUCCGGCAGAAAGAAUGAGCGCUAGAAUGAGAGGAAGAGCUCGCGCCGCUCUUCGUGGCCGUGGCAAAGGACGUGGAGCGAAGCAUUGA